Molecule: messenger RNA, 495 nt
Organism: Melitaea cinxia (Glanville fritillary)
Lineage: Eukaryota; Metazoa; Arthropoda; Insecta; Lepidoptera; Nymphalidae
Gene: Trmt112
Product: multifunctional methyltransferase subunit TRM112-like protein
Exons: 1
Coding region: 101-478 (125 amino acids)
Biological process (GO): rRNA (guanine-N7)-methylation; tRNA methylation; peptidyl-glutamine methylation
Molecular function (GO): protein heterodimerization activity
Source: RefSeq, a predicted model, not a curated record
CAAUUAAAAAUAACAUUUGUAAUAUUACACGUAAACCUCAAAAAAUUGGAUAAAAACGGAAACCUUGUUUAUUUAAGUGAAACUUUUAGGUACUUACAUAAUGAAGCUUAUUACUCAUAAUAUGCUUACAUCAAAAUGUUUAAAAGGAGUACUCACAGGUUAUCCCCUCGCCAUAAACGCUACGAAUAUAAAAAUAAAUGAAGUUGAUUUUAAUCCAGACUUCAUUUCUAGAGUAAUUCCUAAAUUAGAUUGGGAAGUGUUGUGGAAAGCCGCCGACAGUAUAGGUCAUAGCGACGGGUUACCACAAAGUAUUCAACAUAAUUAUGAAGAUGAUAAGGAGUUUCUGAAAAAAGCUCACCGUGUGCUUUUAGAAGUUGAAGUUGAAGAAGGAUAUUUAACUUGCCCAGAAUCAGGACGACAAUUUCCAAUAACUAAAGGCAUACCUAAUAUGUUAUUGACAGAAGCAGAAGUGCAAUAAAUUAGUUAAGUAAACUA